AUCCGCCGUCUCAGCGCCAAGAUCCAUUGGGAGCCGGCUCACGAGCCACUCCAUUCCGACAUCGACACGAAGAAAACCUGCGGAAUCGGACCUGGAAUGGCUUUCGCUAACACGGUGAGGAACCUCGUGGGGCCGGAUGUGGAGAUCGGACUGGUUCCUUGCGCGGUCGGCGGCACGGCCAUCAAGGAGUGGGCGCGUGGUGAGCACUUGUAUGAGAACAUGGUGAAGAGAGCUAGAGAAAGCGUGAAGGACGGUAGAGGUGAGAUCACGGCGUUGCUGUGGUAUCAAGGAGAGAGCGACACGUCGCACCUGCACGAUGCCGAGGCGUACCAGGGGAAAAUGGAGAAGCUGAUACACGAUGUCCGUCGUGAUCUUUGCCUGCCUUCUCUCCCAAUCAUUCAGGUAGCAUUGGCAUCGGGAGAUGAGAGGUACUUGGAGAAAGUAAGAGAAGCACAGAAAGCAAUUAAAAUAGGAAACGUAGAAUGCGUAGAUGCACGGGGAUUGCAGCUUAAGGAAGAUAAGCUUCAUUUAACCACAGAGGCCCAGGUUCGGCUGGGCCGAAUGUUAGCUCAUGCAUACCUUUCCUCUUUCCUUCACUCCGCCUACUAGUUUCCUAAAUCAAUUGCUUUACAUUUUUGAAUAUUUCUAUUUUUAUUUCAUUAUAAUUUUCUCCUGCGGAGCGUUGAAUUAUUAAUGUACGUGUGAAUUUAU
This is a messenger RNA of Carica papaya (papaya), 711 nucleotides long. Its product is annotated as carbohydrate esterase, putative (DUF303). The record is from RefSeq and is a predicted model, not a curated record. NCBI's taxonomy places the organism in Eukaryota, Viridiplantae, Streptophyta, Magnoliopsida, Brassicales, Caricaceae.